Temnothorax curvispinosus is the source of this 1799-nucleotide messenger RNA. It is a transcript of the gene MED4, whose product is annotated as mediator of RNA polymerase II transcription subunit 4. The record is from RefSeq and is a predicted model, not a curated record. The coding region runs from base 245 to 1006 and encodes 253 amino acids. Lineage: Eukaryota; Metazoa; Arthropoda; Insecta; Hymenoptera; Formicidae. Gene Ontology annotation, biological process: regulation of transcription by RNA polymerase II. Gene Ontology annotation, cellular component: mediator complex; core mediator complex. Gene Ontology annotation, molecular function: transcription coregulator activity. The transcript has 3 exons.
GGUGCUUUAUGAAUUAACCUAUAUAUAGCAUAGCAUGACAUUUUGAAGAGCCUUGUAGAGUAGAGUCGCGUCAAAACACCUUCGAGCCAGUCCGAGCUCCGAGACAUCCGACCCCGAUGCAUCUCCGGGUCUCCGGGAUGUACCGUACGGCACGAUGAGCAUAUUGAGCAUCGGAUGCCAGCAGAUUAAAGCAGAAGUGUGGAAAUUGCUUGUUUUAAGCGAAUAAGAUCCGUCACUGACCGCGAUGGCAUCAAGCAGAAGUACGAGAGAAGUUCUGCUAUCGCUAGUGGACGAUAUUGAGUUAAUAGCGAAGGAGAUGAUAGAAAACACAAUCGCUCAAAAGCCUUCAAAACUCUCGAGCACAGAGCACGCUCAGUUAACCGAAUUGUUGGUAGCUAAGGAUAACGAGUUAAAGGCGACGCUGAAACGGGCUGCCGAGCAAGCUAAGAUCAACCUGAAGAUGGAGGCGUUGAAAGCUGAGGUAGAGAGGCAGGAUCAGGAUAUUCAGCAGCUGCAGCGACAACUGAAGGAAGCGGAACAGAUCUUGGCUACUGCGAUUUAUCAAGCGAAGCAGAAAUUACAAUCUAUCGCGCGUGCCAAUAAAAGGCCGGUUCCUUCGGAGGAGCUUAUUAAGUAUGCGCACAGAAUAAGCGCAACCAACGCAAUUUGCGCGCCUUUAACGUGGCAGCAGGGAGAUCCCAGAAGGCCAUAUCCCACGGAUAUCGAAAUGAGAUUAGGGUAUCUGGGACGAUUGAGCGAUCUACCUUUAAACGGACAGUUGCUCGGGUCUCAUCCAGGUAUACCUGAUUUACAUAGGGCGGGACAUCCUGCUGGAGAACCACCCGUUUCGCAAUCGAACCAAUUUGCCUGGCAUCCAUCGGGAGAGAUUCAUAUGUCGGUUGGUGGGCAGGGUAGCGUGGCUGUGAAUACGCAUAAACAAGAAACAGAAGACGUCGAAGUUAUGUCUACGGACUCCUCGAGUAGCUCGUCUAGUGAUUCUCAAUAGAGUAAUAUAUAUAAUAAUUAAAAAUAACAAUAAGUAUAAAUAUCAUUACAUCAUGUCUGAAAUGCGUAAGGUAUUAAAUUUCUAUAAAGCUCUAGCUAUUUGCAUGAAAUGUGACAAGACUAUUGAAAAGAAACUUCAAUCAUAAUCGGUGCAUAAUGUUACAGUAAUAUCAAUUAACAUAAAUAAUAAAAGUAUACGGAUAUAGUGACGGAUUUACAUUUUUAGUUGGAAGCUAAUGUUCCUAGAUCUUUAAAGUUUUACUUACAUAUGUGUUUGUAUAUUAUAGAUAAUGCUUUUUGGUUAUCUGUUACAAAAAUCGACCCGACUGUAGAAAUGGGACUCGAAUUCCAUAUCCUUCCAGUCUGGAAGAGAGUAAUUUCGCAAUUAUGCUAUAAAUGUGCGGUUAUUUUUUUUAUUAGCGCGCUCAGCGGUUACCAUACGCUAAAAUUACAACGCUAACAAUUACACAAUGUAUAUUGAAAAUAUCUUAUCCAACCGAUAAAAUUAGAAAUAUUGAUGUCAUAGAUAAAGGAGAUUGCUGUUGCAGCAAAAGAAUCGUCAGAAAAAGACAGGAGUAGAUAUGUCAUAUCGACCCUUUUUUAUUUUUGCCCACAUUUGGCUUAGAGAUACUGCUGUUGUCUCACUAAUCAUCUUAUAGCAUCGAUCACAGUACAUAUAACAAGCAUUUAUUAUUAAUAUAAAGUUAUUUACAUGUUAUAAAACCAUCUUUCCAAGAUAGAUACAUGUAUAAAAUGUGCAAUCAAAUAAAUUUUCUCUUAAUAUAAUUAUUUAA